AUGGUUGAAUGGUAUUGUGCAACUGGUUUUCUUGUUGGUCCAAAACAAGUAAUGACUUGUUAUAAUGCAAUUAGACCAAUCAGAUUAGUAAAUGGAAAAGAGUAUAAACUAGAUCAAGUGUAUAUCUAUUUUGAAGAGAAUGCAACGAUUGAUGAAGAAUUGGAUCUAUCAGAGAUUGAAGGGGAAAGGGGUGUAUACAAAUUACUGCCUCUUGAUAGAAUGGUAGAUCAAUACUUUGUAGAAAAGAUGGUCAUUGAAGAAAUACAAAUAGAAUGGAAUUAUCUAAAUGACUUUGCUGUACUUGAAUUUGUACCUGACAAAGUGCCACCAAACAUUCAAUACCUUGUACCAUCGUAUCAUCAACAAAUUAAAGAGUUUCAAUAUAUUCAUGUUUUUGGAUACCCAGACGAUACUAGUCGAGAACAAUUCAAAGAGUAUUAUCACAAUCGUGAUGAAUAUAACAACAAAAAAGUAGAUCUAUACAAUCAAGUAAAAAGAGAUACUAGAUUCUUUCAAAGAAAGAUUGUUUCAGUUUCAAAUAGUGGUACAUUGGCAAGUGACAAUACACCAUUGUCGAUGGGUACCCAUCGAUGUUUGACACUUGGUGGAAUGUCUGGUGGACCUAUUGCAACAGAUCAAUCUGGUUCAAACAAAUUUGUUGCAAUGCAUCUUGGCAGGUUCAAAUCUAUCGACCAUGCCUUUUCAAUUUGUAUAAAUAAUCCGGCAUUUGUAUAUAAUUAUUUCCGUCAUGUUGCAACCAACCAACAAUUUAUCAUUCAACAUGGUCUUGAACAAUAUAAACAAUAUUAUGAUCAAAUUAAAUUAAAUCAUCCAAAAGGUAAUGAAUGGUAA
Molecule: messenger RNA, 852 nt
Organism: Cavenderia fasciculata
Lineage: Eukaryota; Evosea; Eumycetozoa; Acytosteliales; Cavenderiaceae
Exons: 1
Coding region: 1-852 (283 amino acids)
Source: RefSeq, a predicted model, not a curated record